GGCACUGAAAGGCAGCUCAGAUGGGCACUGAUAUGUGGCAUUGAUGUGGCACUGAUGGACACUGGCAGUGAUCUGAGCUGGAAGCAGGUGCAGACUGACAACUCAUGGGGCCCCUGGGCAAUAGGAAAUCAUGGGGCCACUGUGUCCUCACCAACACUCAAACCACACCCAAAAAAGCCUAUGAAAGGUACCAGGGGUAUCUGAUGGGGCCCCCUACUGACCCCCGGGCCCUCGGCCAGUGCCCGAGUGCCUAAAUGGUCAGUCCGCCCC
Molecule: messenger RNA, 270 nt
Organism: Staurois parvus
Lineage: Eukaryota; Metazoa; Chordata; Amphibia; Anura; Ranidae
Source: the annotation of a GenBank genome assembly